Trichomycterus rosablanca is the source of this 2031-nucleotide messenger RNA. RefSeq names its product N-ethylmaleimide-sensitive factor attachment protein, beta a (gene napba). The record is from RefSeq and is a predicted model, not a curated record. Gene Ontology annotation, cellular component: terminal bouton; vacuolar membrane; synaptobrevin 2-SNAP-25-syntaxin-1a complex. Bases 89 to 976 code for a protein of 295 amino acids. NCBI's taxonomy places the organism in Eukaryota, Metazoa, Chordata, Actinopteri, Siluriformes, Trichomycteridae. Gene Ontology annotation, biological process: intracellular protein transport; SNARE complex disassembly; synaptic transmission, glutamatergic. The transcript has 11 exons. Gene Ontology annotation, molecular function: syntaxin binding; soluble NSF attachment protein activity.
AGGAGGACGUCAUCCGAGCAUAAAUUAUUUACAACAGCUACAUCCACCGCAACCCGGCCGGUAUAUUUAAACCCAAAACGAUAAAGUCAUGGAUAUUUCCGGCAAGGAAAAGGAGGCCAUUCAGCUAAUGGCAGAAGCAGAUAAAAAAGUCAAAUCAUCGGGCUCGUUUCUCGGAGGGAUGUUCGGGGGAAACCACAAGGUAGAAGAUGCAUGUGAGAUGUAUGCCAGAGCUGCCAACAUGUUCAAAAUGGCAAAGAACUGGAGUGCUGCGGGUAAUGCUUUCUGCCAGGCUGCAAAACUUCAUAUGCAAAUGCAGAACAAACUGGAUUCUGCCACCAGCUUUGUUGAUGCUGGCAAUGCUUAUAAAAAGGCUGAUCCCCAAGAGGCUAUUAACUGCAUAAAUGCUGCCAUAGACAUUUACACAGACAUGGGACGAUUCACAAUUGCAGCCAAACACCACAUGACUAUUGCAGAAAUAUACGAGUCUGAGCUGGUGGAUAUUGAAAAGGCAAUUGCUCAUUAUGAGCAGGCAGCUGAUUAUUACAAAGGAGAGGAAUCAAACAGCUCUGCCAACAAAUGCCUUUUGAAAGUGGGUUUUUACUGCGCACAGCUGGAACAGUAUCCCAAAGCUAUUGAAAUUUUUGAGCAGGUUGCUACUAGUACAAUGGAUAACCCACUUCUGAAAUACAAUGCCAAAGAGUACUUCUGGAAGGCCUCUCUCUGCCACUUCAUUGUGGAUGAAUUAAAUGCAAAGCUGGCCAUAGAGAAGUAUGAGAGCAUGUUUCCAGCUUUCUCAGACUCAAGAGAGUGUAAGCUGUUAAAAAAAUUACUGGAAGCCCAUGAGGAGCAAAACAGUGAAGCUUUUACCGAGGCUGUGAAGGAGUUCGACUCGAUCUCUCGUCUGGACCAGUGGCAAACCACCAUGCUGCUCCGCAUCAAGAAGACGAUCCAAGGAGAUGCUGGAGACCUUAAAUGAGUCGCCUGUAUAAGUGUAGCACACUACCCUGCUAAGCUUUUUUUUCUGUGACACUUGUAGUGAUUCUAGCUCCAGUAGUGCCCCGAUGCCCGUCUGUUACAUAUCUGUCAGGUCAGGGUAGAUUGUUAUGUAACAGGACUAGCAAUCAGAAGACUAGAGCUACAUACUGCGUCAGUAUUUUUAGUGUUGAAUGUCAUCCCUGAGAGUUCUAUUAAAUGGGUAGUGGUAUUAUUUCUCCCUUUAGUGCUCACAUUAUAACCACAUUCCUUGUUUGAACCUUUAACUUGGUGUGUGGCAUGAAAUCUCAAACAGAGAGUAAAUCUGUAUCUGUGUUGUGUCAUGAUGUGUCUGUUCACUGUGAUGUUGACCUUGUCUUGCAUGAUUACUGUUCAUAUUUCAUGACGGUGUCAUGAUUGUGCACUUUAUUUUGAAAUCAUUAUAUUAGAAAUCUUAAUUUCAGGUGAAAAUAUGCAUUGUAAUUUUUUUAUUUAAUUUUUAUUUUGCCUAUAUGUGACUUAGGUUUGGCUGCAUUACUUGUAUAUUCUUUAAUAUUACAUUUUCCAUAAUCAUUGGGACACUGUGUUGCUUAUGAAUAAGUGGUACCUAAACUGGUGACUUAUUUAAGUGUACUUGUAAGUUUGUCAUGGAAAAAAUGCAGAAUUAAUAAUAUAUAACAUUCUAAAUACAAAUUAUGUCAUUAUUGCUGGGAAUAUAUUUUACCUACUAUGUUGCUUUUCUGUUGAUUUAUUUAUAUUACUUGUAAAUAGCAUUUCAUACCUUACCAUAAUUAAGGAUUAAUUUCUUAGGUUAAACAUCCAUAUCUUUUUGCUGGCCUUUAUUUUUAUUGCAUAAUAUCAGUUUGACAGUUCUGUUAUUUGUCAUACAUGAAAUCUCAUAACGCAUGCUGUGUCUGGUGUAUUCAGAAACCUUUUAAUGCCAUCAGGGAAUCAAGUCAUAUUAGAAAUCAAAUGGUAAGUCAAAAGGCUGUAAGUUAUAAUAAAUGUAUUAUAUUUAUUGUGUGCAAUCCAAUAAAUAUGCAUAAGACAAUUCAUCAA